Molecule: messenger RNA, 7638 nt
Organism: Hyla sarda
Lineage: Eukaryota; Metazoa; Chordata; Amphibia; Anura; Hylidae
Gene: PRELID2
Product: PRELI domain containing 2
Exons: 6
Coding region: 101-631 (176 amino acids)
Biological process (GO): phospholipid transport
Cellular component (GO): mitochondrial intermembrane space
Molecular function (GO): phosphatidic acid transfer activity
Source: RefSeq, a predicted model, not a curated record
AAAAAAAAAGAAAAAAAAAAAGAAAAAAGCAUGGCGCCUUAGGUCACGGAGGUACCGAACGAGACAGCAGCGUGGAGGGGAGAAGUGGAAGGCUGGCAGAAUGGGCGCCGAGGUGGUGGCGCACAAGGUGUACUGUUAUCCCUUCCAGCAGGUGGUCAACACUUACCUCAACAAGUAUCCUACCCCUUUAGAGAAAAAUGUAACUGCAAUCACAACUGUGGAAGAGCAAAUAGAUCCAGCAACAGGCAUUGUUUAUAGGCGAAGAAUAGCAACCUGCAACAAUGUCGUUCCGUCCUUUCUGCGAAAGUGGAGCAUCCUUAAGAUAGCAAAUAUAUAUCUAGAAGAAGAGUCAUGGCUGGACAUGAAAACGCAUGUGAUGAAUCUAAAGAGUCGAUGCUUAACAUGGGCCCAAUAUGCAUCAAUGAGUGAAGAAUCUGUGUAUCGGGAAAGCAAACAUAAUUCCAAUUGGACCGAAUUCAGUCAGAAAGGGACCAUAUCAAUCACAGGUGCUGGAUACCUUAACUGUGUCUUUGAAAAAUUUGCACAGGCGUUUUUGAAACAAGGAGCUAAAAAGAGUAUUGCCGUCAUGGAAAAGAUCCUGGAGGAAAAAUAUGGCAACCCUGUUGCCUAACCUUGCACCUUGCUGAAUUGCAUCAUAACACAGAAAAGAGCCUUAAGGCUUUAUUGUUGCAGUAUUUUUCAAGGUUCAAAUGUUUUUUUAUUGCUAAAGUACUCAUAGAAUGAUUGAAGCAGUCAGUUUGCUAAAUUGGAUCCAUCACCUCUAACUUCAAAGCUACUUCCAUGUGAGAGCCUGCAAAUAAGGACCCUGGAAUGCAGUGGAAAUCUAAUUAUGUUGAAAUAUGUACUUCAGCCUCUACAUGUGUGUUGAGGGAAAUAAGAUGCAUUUAUGAAGAAGCGGAUUGAUGUAAGAAUGAAAAGCCUGUUAGCCGGCCUUCAGGAUGUCUAUUGCUGUUCAUUUUUACACCUAAAUACAUUCUAUUGAUGUAGCCAGCACCCAGUUUGCACUUGGUGUCUCUUCUGUUUGCAGAACUUAUUUAAAGCCACUGCGGCAGAUUUACAAUUGCUAUGUGCAUGAAUUAUGCCAUAAUUUGCUUAAAAACGCUGACUUGCACCACAUUUAUUUUGAGUGUUAAACACUUUUCCACCAGACAGGCAUGUAUUUGAUAAAAUGGGUGUGGCUGACCAUGCAACAUUAUGCAACAAUAAUGCAUUAGAAUUUUAACAAUUGGUUUACACUUAAUACUAGACAUCCUAAGAAUGCAACACAUUUAUUAAAUAGCAUGAGCCAUUGUGAUAAAUUUGGCACAUUCUUAGAUUAUCUGGUCUGGGUUUAUACAGUUUUAGUAAAUAUGGGCUACUGUGCUUCUGUUGAAAACAGGUUUUUAGUUGAGGGCAAGCGGGUACCAUUAGUUUGGAACAAUACUUCAGUAGUACAGAGUGGUUAUCAUUGUACAGUCUGAGCCAGCCUAUAUUUGUAUGUGAGGUGGAAGAUUGAAAUACUAAACAUGACUGUGAUGUAUGUCAGUGUUACCCAGCUUCUCAAAGCAUAACCUCAGAAACUCAUAGGAGAGGUGACAUUUAUUUUAUGUCAUUAUCAAAAUCUGUCAAUAUAGAGCCCUGCUGAAGAUCUGUUAGAAUAAUUGCACCUGUUAAAUGUGCAGACAAUUGGUGGGACAACCAUGACUUGUAAUUGUACUUGAAUGGCAGGUUACUUAAAGGAGUACUCUCAACACAACUCUCUUAUUUAAAUUAAUUUUUUCAUAAAAUUCUACUUUUGUUGUAAAUUAAAUUGAUUACAGAAAAUGUCUCUAUGCAAAGAUAUAUUCUUCCUACAUUGAGAUGACAGGUUAAGUUUAAAUGGUUGUCAAUGAAUGCAUCAACCUUUAGCUGUGGUAGAAAGGCAUUGACAGACAUCUUACUUCUUGGACCAACCCUAGCUGGGCUUAUGAAGAGUGAGCAUAUACCUUUUUAUGUGCAGUAGCUUCGACCUUGGCAAAAACAUUAGCGAAUAGAUUGUGACAGCCAUGGGUAUACAGAGAAGCUUGAAGCUGUACUUCUGGUGUGCAUUUUAGACCCAAUAAUGUGUCCAUGACUACAUAUUUGAGCAGGAUGACUCUAAGAUUCCCUAAAUUGCUAAGCUUGGCCGUUUUUUUUUAAUGCUUGUGCACCAACCAAGAAGUCGAACAGUGGCCAGGGAAGCAUUUAUGAUCUAACAUGAGCAUGGUAAAAAAAAAUAUUUAACUAAAUAAAUUCAAAAAGUAUUUUAAGUGGAACCUAUGCAACCCCUUUUAAUAUCCGAAUUCCACAGGAAGGAAGACAUAGGAACGCAUUAACACUGACAUGUAACACUGUCCAUGUUGUUUAAUAUCCCUUAUAGAAUGGAGCCUUCCAGAUUAAACUUGAAACUUUUUGUAUUCCUAUUUGCUUUUUAAUCCCCUACAUAUGUGACGAGUGACUUAUUCAAAUUUGUAAUAAACAUGCUCUUUUUCAUUUUCUGCCAUAAAACUGUAUAUUUGCCAUCUCUUAAUGUAACACAUUUUAUUUCUUGCCGAAGUGACCGCAUGGAGAUGCAUUUCAAACCUUUAAAAUACAAUAAAAAGAAUACUGAAUGGCAGAGUCUGAAAUUUUCAUCUUGCUGCAGUUAUGAGUAAAGAGAAGACUAAGUUCCUUCAGAAAAGAUUUGACACGGAACUUAUAUUUGGCCCUUCAGUGUACUUGGACUAAGUCCUCUCUCAACUGUAAAAUAGCUAAGAAUCCACUACUCUAGAGAUUUAUUACAGGAGCAAUGAGAUUGAAUCCAUCUACAAAACUGGAAGUUCCUCCUUGGCGCUUAAAUUUAGUCUUAGAAGCUUUCUCAGGACCACAUUCGAACCUCUGGAUGCUAUCUUAAUAAAUGCAUUUACUUUUAAAAUGUUCUUCCUCUUAGCGAUAACUACAUUUAGGAGAGUUGGGAAACUCCUACCCUGUUAGCAUUUCCUCCCUAUACCAAGAUUUUGGAUUAUAGGGAUGUAAUGCAGACCUUACCCUCCUUUCUUUUUAAGGACCAAGGACGUACCGGCGCCGCGCGCUAUUAACCCUUUAGCCGCGUGCUCAGAGCUGAGCCACGCGGCUAUAAGUGAAAGUGAAAACUGCCGGUUAGCUCAGUGGGCUGUUCGGGAUAGCCGCGGCGAAAUCGCGGCAUCCCGAACAGCUUGCAGGACAGCCGGAGGGUCCCUGCCUCCUCGUUGUCCGAUCGCCGAAUGACUGCUCAGUGCCUGAGAUCCAGGCAUGAGCAGUCAAGCGGCAGAAUCAUCGAUCACUGGUUUUCUAUGAGAAACUAGUGAUCAGUGUGAAAGAUCAGUGUGUGCAGUGUUAUAGGUCCCUAUGGGAGCUAUAACACUGCAAGAAAAAAGUGAAGAAAAAAAAUCCUAUCACCCCCCUUUUCCCAUAAAAAAAACACAUAUAUGGUAUCACCGCGUGCGGAAAUGUCCGAAUUAUAAAAAUAUAUCGUUAAUUAAACCGCUCGGUCAAUGGCGUACGCGCAAAAAAAUUCCAAAGUCCAAAAUAGUGCAUUUUUGGUCACUUUUUAUAUCAUUUAAAAAUAAAUAAAAAGCGAUCAAUAAGUCCUAUCAAUGCAAAAAUGGUACCAUUAAAAACUUCAGAUCACGGCGCAAAAAAUGAGCCCUCAUACUGCCCCAUAGACGGAAAAAUAAAAAGUUAUAGGGGUCAGAAGAUGACAAUUUUAAACGUAUUAAUUUUCCUGCAUGUAGUUAUGUGUUUUUCUAGAAGUACGACAAAAUCAAACCUAUAUAAGUAGGGUAUCAUUUUAAUCAUAUGGACCUACAGAAUAAAGAUAAGGUGUCAUUUUUACCGAAAAAUGUACUACGUAGAAACAGAAGCCCCCAAAAGUUACCAAACUGCGGGGUUUUUUUCAAUUUUGUCGCACAAUGAUUUUUUUUUCCGUUUCACCGUAGAUUUUUGGGCAAAAUGACUGUCAUUACAAAGUAGAAUUGGUGGCGCAAAAAAUAAGCAAUCAUAUGGAUUUUUAGGUGCAAAAUUGAAAGAGUUAUGAUUUUUUAAAGGCAAGGAGCAAAAAACGAAAAUGGAAAAAACCCCGGUCCUUAAGGGGUUAAAGGGGUAUUUGACGAUGCUACAGGGGUAUUUUUUAUUUGACGAUGCUACAGGGGCUUUAAAGUUAGUGUAGUUCAUAAUAUAGUGUCUGUUCCUGUGUGUGUAAUGGUUUUCUCACAAUUCUCAAGUGAUUUUCACCCCAAUAUUUAUUUUUAACAGCAUAUAAAAUGACUGUUGUCUCAGAUUUUUCCCAGGUUGCAAUGCGGCCGAGACCUGACUCACUAGUCAGCUGAUGACAGGGAGCCUGUCUGCCUCAAUGGAUGGAGUGAUUGCUUGGUGGGAGAGAGAUCAAUCUGCAACUAAUGCAACAGCUGUAGGCACCCUGUUUGAAAGCCACAGGUCUUUUGAAUGGAUGCAGCUCAUUUAUGUUUAAAUGGGUUGAUGUGUGGGAGGGAGGAAAAUAAAACCUUUAAAGUUCUCUUUGAAUUUCAUAAAUCACAACAGAUCAUUCUACCAUUUUUCUCUGAAAAGCCAGAGAAUGAAGGGAAGCAAGUGUUUCAUAAUCUUGAUUUAAGAUGCCUUCUAAAAUACUUGGGAAAAUGUGGCCUAUUGAUGUUAAAAUCAGGCUCUGCCAAUCAUUUUAUUCAAAUAAUUGAAUAACAGAGCUAUUCAAAAACUGUACAUAAUUGGUAUUGCCAAAGCUGUAACAUCCCCAACCUGUGAAAUGAAUAAUGAAGAUGCAACCACGCCAGGUGACAGAGUUAUCCACCAGUUCACAUUAUCGUGGUACUAUCACCGAUACUGCACAGGGAGCACUCCGUUUUUCUUCUUUAUUUUCAAACUGUGAAAUGAAUGUUAUACAUCCCGCUGGAUAGACAAAUAGGCCAUAAUAACAUUGUUUAAAAUUAAUUUCCAUUCCAAAAUAAGGAACAUAGUUUAAACAAUCAAGUAGUUCUAUGCUCCGAAAAUGGUAUAACUUGUCCUUCCAUCUAGUGUGCAAAAGCUGCAAUAUAAGUUGAGUGCCAUAAAAACAAAACCCAAAAAAUUACAAAAUAAUUUCUUUCUAUUCCUCCUAGAAAAAAAAAUGUUUUUUCCAAACUUUUUAUUAAUACCUUUGUAUGGUGGGAUUUAGAAAAUAUCAAUUUCACAUUGAACAGGCCUUUAUAUAGUUAUGUUGCUAAACGAUUACAAUGGGGUGGUGGAAAAAAACAAGGAGUCCUUAGAACUUGAAUUUUCUGCUAAAUACUAAACUUGUAUCUGUACAUGUUUACUUAUUUUUUUACAAUCUGCAACUAUACUGCACUUUAUAAGAAGUUGUUAAAGACAUUGCGCAGAAUUACAGAACAAUGGCGAAAAGAAUAAGGAUAAAAAUAAAGAGAUGUGUAAAACAAUAAUCUUAGAAACUGAUCACAAUGGAAAGGGAAUAAACGACUUCACCUUCACUUACAUUAUGCUUACUGUAUAACAUAUUGAUUUGUUUGGUAGAAAUUUAACAUUUUCCAAAAUGUCGAUUUAUCAGUCGGCAUAUAAUGUGUUAUUGUGACCCAUGCUAAUGGAAAUUACUAGUACACUUUUCAUACAUUAAGUGGCUCCUAUGAAAUCGACCUUAAUGUAUAAAAGCAGAUAGUUAAUAAAUCAGGAAACAUUUCUAACACAGGACAAAUGAAUGUCAACUCAGGUAUAUCAUUUUAAUGUCUUUUAUAUGAAACCACUGAUCAGAUCCUUAGUGGUUGUGCUUUAUAUUCUUUGGCAAUAUGUUACAUUCUAUGGUACCAUGUGGUGAAGUUUUGUAUAAUAAUUUAUUAACACUUAUGUAAACUGACAACAGAAGGGAUGGUUUACUUUUUGUGACCCCUAGCUAAAUACUGGUGAACUGCAUCAAGUCCCUACGGGCUCCUUUACAGAUGGUCAUUUUAUUCCUGUGCUUUCAAAUGCUAACUAAAAAAUGCUGCAAGCUAUCACCAUUUUUCAUGGCAUCUUUUACAAGGUUGUGAUGUUUUUAUAUUGUAACAUUUAAAACUAUGAUUUUUAUUUCUGGCGAUUUUGAAAUCCUAAAUGGAAGACUAUAUGGGUAUGUUUUUGUCUUUUUUUUUUUUUCUUGUAUUUUUCCCCAGAGCAUGCUAUAGUUUGAAAAAACAAUGUAGACUCUAUGCUAUAGACUUUGAAGCAGUAGAUCUCAGUGUGCUUCCAAAGCUACAAUCACCAGCCUGUCUGGGCAUGCUGGAAGUUGUAGUAUUGCAACAGCUGUAAUCACAUUGGUUAAGAAAUCUUGCUUUAUAGCAACAUUUGUCUGCAGCAUUCUUGGCAAAAGACACAAAAAAAUAUAAAUUUAAGUGCUACCAUUCAUUUUAGGCCUAGUUAGACCCCUCUCCAGGGUCUGGGAGCUUAAUUGACAGACUGACCUUGUUUAAAAAAUAAACUAGGGGUCUCAGUGGUCACAUAGGCACUGAUUAUGCAUUUAUAGCAGUAUACCACAAAGACCCUUUAUAGGGAGUCUGUGAUUGACAGCUCUAGCAGUCUCCUGAUCAGACACUAGAGCUUUCACUCAGAACUGAGAGGUGAGGCAGUGCUUCCUUACAAUACAGAGGGCUCGGGGUACUCCACUGGCCAGCGUUCGGAACAUUUCGUUCCGAGCGCUGUGUGUGCGCUGCAGGGGUUGGCCACACCCCCUCGUGCCAUCAGUCCACGCAUUGAGGGGGCAUGGUCUGAUGGCACGAGGGGGUGUGGCCGCCCCCCCGCAGCGUGUGCACAGCAUUCGGAAUGAAAUGUUCCGAGCGCUGGCCAGUGGAGUUCCCCUUUUACUCAGAGUCCAUCUCCUGGCACUUGCAAAGUGGAAGCCAGAACAUCAAACUACAUAGGUCUCGGUCAUGCAGGUUAGAUGACUUAACAUAAGGUGUCAUUAAACUCCCUUCCUUGCUUUCUGUAUAGGGUACUCAGAUUAUCUUUAAAACUUUACUGUUAUUUAAAAAAUAUCAGAUGGGGUCUCAGUGCUGUAAGACCCCCCCCCCCCCCCCCAAUCUCUAUAUUUAGCUGGGAGAAGCAUGUGGCAUAUAAGGGCCCAUUCAAACUAUUUAUUUUCAAUUUGGAAAAUAAGUUUCAGCAGCCUCCCAUUGUUCCCAAUGGGAUUCUGCUACACCAUUUAAACUACAGAAUUUCUUUAUUGGAUGUUCCCCUGCAGAAAUUCCAUUCCCCAGACUUAUGUUCAUUCUUUUCACUCUGAAAUGCAUUGCUGUAUGUAGAGAUGGCAUAUCUCCGAGCAGUCCUACCUCCGACUUAUUUUGUCAAUGCUGGGCGGAUAUUACAUAGUGUGAUUGAGCCCUAAGUCUUUGGAGCCUGACUCAUUCAAUCAAAUGGCAGUGAAGCUCAUGCCAUCUAGAGAGCUAGACCAAAUUAUGUUUUAAUGUGCUUACAUACACCAAAUAACUUUUAUAAUAUUGUGACAACAUAUGUUAUGUAUAGUAGCUCCUAAAAUGUCUAUAAAGUACAUAUUCUACACAUAGUAACGUGUUGUAUGUCCAGACUAUGUCCUGUAAUUAAUGUCAAAUAAAUAUUAAAGAGAUGCUUUUA